Exophiala aquamarina CBS 119918 is the source of this 1332-nucleotide messenger RNA. RefSeq lists its product as uncharacterized. The record is from RefSeq and is a predicted model, not a curated record. The transcript is spliced from 2 exons. Gene Ontology annotation, biological process: clathrin-dependent endocytosis; intracellular protein transport. Gene Ontology annotation, cellular component: AP-2 adaptor complex; cytoplasmic vesicle. Bases 1 to 1332 code for a protein of 443 amino acids. NCBI's taxonomy places the organism in Eukaryota, Fungi, Ascomycota, Eurotiomycetes, Chaetothyriales, Herpotrichiellaceae. Gene Ontology annotation, molecular function: clathrin-cargo adaptor activity.
AUGUUGAGUGGGAUCUUAGUCUUCAACCAGAAGGGCGAGAACCUCAUCUUCCGCGCGUUCCGUCCAGAUUGCCGCCCUCGACUGGCAGACAUCUUCCGCAUCCAAGUCAUCUCCAACGCCCAGGUCAGAUCACCCAUCCUUACGCUCGGCUCGACCACCUUCAGCCACGUCAAACAUGAAAAUAUCUAUAUCGUUGCAGUCACUAAAAGUAACGCGAAUGCGGCUGUCGUUUUUGAAUUUGUCUACAGAUUGAUAGGCUUGGGGAGGCAAUAUUUUGGCAAGUUUGAUGAGGAUGCUGUCAAGAACAAUUUCGUGCUCGUGUACGAGCUGCUUGAUGAAAUCCUCGACUUUGGCUACCCACAGAACACGGAUGUUGAUGUCCUAAAGAUGUAUAUUACACCUGACAACAUUUCUUCUGCCAUUAGAUCUGUCUCUGCAGCUCCGAGCGACACGUCGAGAAUUACAAUGCAAGCGACAGGUGCACAAUCGUGGAGGAGGGGGGACAUCAAGUACCGCAAGAACGAGGCAUUCGUGGAUGUUAUCGAAGAUGUCAACUUGCUGAUGAGCGCAACCGGGACAGUGCUGAGAGCGGAUGUAACUGGCCAGAUUGUGAUGCGAGCAUAUCUUACUGGCACGCCGGAAUGCAAAUUUGGCCUGAACGAUCAGCUCGUGGUGGGCCAUAUCGCGCAAGGGGACGGUCCCAUCGGCAAUCAAGAUGGUAAGCGUAAAGCUACACGAGCAGCUGCUGGGUCGGUUACCUUGGAAGACUGCCAGUUCCACCAAUGUGUCCAGCUGGGUAAGUUUGAGACCGACAGAACCAUAUCAUUUGUACCUCCGGACGGCGAGUUCGAGUUGAUGAGGUACCGGUCGGUCGAGAACGUCAAUCUACCGUUCAAGGUUCAUGCAAUAGUACGCGAGGUCGGCACGACCAAGGUUGAAUACAGCAUUGCCGUCAAGGCCAACUACGGCAGCAAACUCUUUGCGACCAACGUUGUGAUCAGAAUCCCCACACCGUUGAACACUGCCAACAUUACGGAGAGGACAACGCAAGGAAAAGCUAAAUACGAGCCCGAAAAUAAUUGCAUCGUGUGGAAGAUCGCGAGGUUCGUCGGUGGGAGCGAGUUUGUCCUCAGCGCCGAGGCACAUCUGACCAGCAUGACGAACCAGAAGGCCUGGUCUCGACCUCCCUUGAGCAUGAAUUUCUCCUUGUUGAUGUUCACAAGUUCGGGGCUGCUGGUCCGUUACUUGAAGGUCUUUGAGAAGGGCAACUACAGCAGUGUCAAAUGGGUUCGGUAUAUGACUAAGGCCGGGAGCUACGAGAUUCGAUUCUAA